GUGCCCCAUCAUUGGUAUCAGUGGCAGGAAUAGUGCCCCAUCAUUGGUAUCAGUGGCAGGAAUAGUGCCCCAUCAUUGGUAUCAGUGGCAGGAAUAGUGCCCCAUCAUUGGUAUCAGUGGCAGGAAUAGUGCUCCAUCAUUGGUAUCAGUGGCAGGAAUAGUGCCCCAUCAUUGUAUCAGUGGGAGGAAUAGUUCCCCAUCAUUGGUGUCAGUGGGAGGAAUAGUGCCCCAUCAUUGGUAUCAGUGGGAGGAAUAGUGCCCCAUCAUUAGUAUCAGUGGGGGGAAUAGUGCUCCAUCAUUGGUAUCAGUGGGGGGAAUAGUGCCCCAUCAUUGGUGUCAGUGGGAGGAAUGGUGCCCAACAUUGGUGUCAGUGGGGGGAAUGGUGUCCCCAUCAUUGGUGUCAGUGGGGGGUGGAAUAGUGCCCCAUCAUUGGUGUCAGUGGGGGGGGGGAAUAGUGCCCAUCAUUGGUGUCAGUGGGGGGGUGAUGUGCCCCAUCAUUGGUGUCAGUGGGGGGGGGGGAAUAGUGCCCCAUCGUUGGUGUCAGUGGGGGGGAGGAAUAGUGCCCCAUCGUUGGUGUCAGUGGGGGGG
Molecule: messenger RNA, 588 nt
Organism: Staurois parvus
Lineage: Eukaryota; Metazoa; Chordata; Amphibia; Anura; Ranidae
Source: the annotation of a GenBank genome assembly